AUGAGGCAAGAGUCUCUCCACAAGAUGAAUGGCCGCGAUCUUCCACGCAAGAGGCAGCUGAUAGGAACUGGUCUUCUUCCGAGCCAGUACAACAGGAUGACUAACAUCAACAAGUGCGGAAGCUACACAGCAGCAUACUGGUGGAGUCUGGCCCAUUCAUGGCAGAAUCAGUUCGGGCUUUUCGGGUUUGGAGAAGUGGAGGAUCAGAAGUGCCGCGCGCUUCUUUCACAGUCGUCGCCGCCGGUGUUACUUCUGGAGUUGAACAGCAAGCACACAUUCAAUAUGCUCGAUCCCGUGCUUUGUACGGACUUCCUGUACAUGAUGGAUGCUUACCAACUGCAUAUGUCCCGCUGCAAGAGCAGGAAUGCAAUGCCGCUGGCAGCUGUCUUGCAGGGUGCGGGACCUCACCUUUGCCCGGGAGGCAACCAUCACCCCGUGGCUCCUCCGGGAGCCACGCCCUACCAGAUGGCCUCACACGCUUCGUCAUCCUUGUUCGUUGUGCGGAUGAAGGAGUUGUCGAUUCCAAGCGUCGUGGCGAUCACUGGCAACGCAAUCGGCGGAGGAGUGGCCGUGUCGCUCAACUGCACGGAGCGUGUGAUUGCCCAGAAUGGCAGCGCAGCCUUCGGCAACAUCAGCCGAGGUGCGUGUCCGAUCAUGUUUCUGUCGAAGCACCUCCCGCAACAUGUAGGGCUUACGGCUGCGUGA
Messenger RNA from Symbiodinium natans, 705 nucleotides. Lineage: Eukaryota; Dinophyceae; Suessiales; Symbiodiniaceae. The record is from the annotation of a GenBank genome assembly.